CUCAUUUGGCCUACUUUUCUAACCUCCCUCCCUCCAUGCGACGCAUACAAAAAAACACCAGAUCGAUCACCCAAUUUUCCAAACGCCUCCAUCAUCAUCACCAGGAGAUCGAGAGAGAAUUAAGAUCGAUCAUUACGAAAAGAAAGAAUCAAUUAUAAUAUAAUAUAAUGGUGCAUUUUGAGGAGGAUAAUCCGGAUGACUUGCUGGGUAACAUGGUCGUGCUGGGGGUCUCUCUCAUAGUAAUUGCAGCCGUUGUCAUUGGCGUUGUUGCUGGAAUUGAUCACGACGAUGCCCCUCUCAAACCGGAGAAGAUGACCCUUGAUGCCAUUUGCGACCUAACUGACUACAAGGAAUCCUGCAUGGCUAGCCUACAACCGGUCGGUAACUACGCCCAAGUAAUAACCUAUUUCAGGGCUGCAGUGAACGCUACUAUUUCAGAAAUGGCGCUUGCAAUGAAGAAGGCGAAAGUUGAUGCUGACGCGGUUAGGGAUGAUCAUGGAAGUACUGAAACGACCAUGGCGUUUGAAGAUUGCAUCGAGUUGAUUGGGUUAUGCAUUGAGGAGCUUCAGUCCGUGCUUACAAUGGUAAACGCUACGCCAAACUUGUUCUUCAAAGAUUCAGGCGAUGCAAGGAGCAGCUUGAGCGCUGUGCUAUCGUACCAAAGAGCGUGUCUUGAGGGAUUAAAGGAGUCUCGUUCCACAUCCGACAUGGAUCGAGGUCUUCAAAAGCCCAGUGAGCUUGCAAGCAAUGCGCUGGCUAUAAUUUACGAGCAUUCCGAAAACGAUGAUCUAGAGGCCGAUCAUUCUAUACCUAAUUGGGGAACGGGAACAACAGAUAAUGAUGGAAUGAUAUAUCCAGAUCGACUCUCCGCAGCGGACCGCAAACUCUUGCACUACUCCUACAAGAAGGGCGGCCAGAUGAUGACGCCCCAUGCGGUUGUGGCUAAAGAUGGAAGUGGGCAAUAUGCAAGCAUCGCUGCCGCCCUUAAUGCAUACCCAAUUGCCCACAAAGGACGAUAUCUCAUCUACGUGAGGUCCGGCGUCUACGAGGAGAACGUUAUCAUCUCCAAGAAUAUCACCCAGAUAUUCAUGUAUGGUGAUGGGGUUAAUAGAACCGUUAUCUCUGGAAGAGAUUUCAAUGGGACUACCUAUAGGAGAGCUAGUUUAUCGGUAAUUGGCAAUGGAUUUAUUUGCAAGGAUAUUGGAAUCAAAAUCCCAGAUAAAAGCAGAGGAAAUUCCAUGGCGGCUGUUAAAAUCCAGUCUGACAGCGCAGCCUUCUUCCACUGCAGAAUAAAUGGCAGCACAACAUCGAGCAUAUCUGCAUUAGCGCAUCGGCAGUUCUUCAUAGAUUGUGAAAUCUACGGCGUCACGAACAUCAUCAGAGGCGACGCUGCGGUCGUAAUCCAACGCUCCAAAAUCAUUGUGACACAGGAAACAGUACCGGUAUCGGCAAACAUCAUAGCUUUGCAAGGCAGGAGCGACAAGCGUGAAAGCACUGGCUUUGUGAUCCAUGGGUGCACCAUCGAGCCAGACAAAUCUUCCACGGUUAGUGGGGUACUGGAGAAUUCUGCUUACUUGGGGAUGGCGGUGGAGAAAUAUUCAAGAACAAUCGUAAUGGAAUCAUCUCUGGAAGAUAUAAUUCAUCCAGAUGGAUGGUACAACAACAAUAACUAUGGGAUAGAGACAGUGACAUUUGCCGAGUACAGAAACAAGGGGCCUGGAGCUGGAACCAGCAAGAGAGUGAAGUGGCCGGGUUACAGUGUCAUCAACAACAGAAGUGAUGCCCUGCGUUAUACGGCCGGUCGAUUCAUCGAAGCACAAAACUGGUUGCAAGGGACCCAAGUCCCCUUACAGGCUGGCCUUUUUUCCUGAUGAAUUACAUAUAUAGCAGAAAGCAUGCAGAAUUACAUAUACAAUUAGCAUUUUGUUUGGUAAAUUAAUUAACCCUUUUUCCUUCAUAAUUAAUGACAUGAUCGAGAUCGA
Alnus glutinosa is the source of this 1982-nucleotide messenger RNA. Its product is annotated as pectinesterase-like. Lineage: Eukaryota; Viridiplantae; Streptophyta; Magnoliopsida; Fagales; Betulaceae. The record is from RefSeq and is a predicted model, not a curated record. Gene Ontology annotation, molecular function: pectinesterase inhibitor activity; pectinesterase activity. Gene Ontology annotation, biological process: cell wall modification. The transcript is spliced from 2 exons. The coding region runs from base 168 to 1871 and encodes 567 amino acids.